AUGGCUAAAGAAAGUGCAGAGUUCAAACCAGGUUCUGGAAAGAAAGGUGCAACUCUAUUUAAAACCAGAUGUCAACAAUGCCACACAAUAGAAGAGGGGGGUCCCAAUAAAGUGGGUCCUAAUCUGCAUGGUAUCUUUGGCAGACACUCUGGUCAAGUGAAGGGCUACUCAUACACGGAUGCAAAUAUCAAAAAGAACGUUCAAUGGGAUGAGAACAACAUGUCCGAGUACUUGACUAACCCAAAGAAAUAUAUUCCUGGUACCAAGAUGGCCUUUGCCGGGUUGAAAAAGGAAAAAGACAGAAAUGAUUUGAUUACUUAUAUGACGAAAGCCGCCAAAUAA
This is a messenger RNA of Saccharomyces eubayanus, 342 nucleotides long. It is a transcript of the gene CYC7, whose product is annotated as cytochrome c isoform 2. The transcript has a single exon. Gene Ontology annotation, molecular function: heme binding; electron transfer activity. The coding region runs from base 1 to 342 and encodes 113 amino acids. Gene Ontology annotation, biological process: mitochondrial electron transport, ubiquinol to cytochrome c; mitochondrial electron transport, cytochrome c to oxygen. Lineage: Eukaryota; Fungi; Ascomycota; Saccharomycetes; Saccharomycetales; Saccharomycetaceae. Gene Ontology annotation, cellular component: mitochondrial intermembrane space. The record is from RefSeq and is a predicted model, not a curated record.